This is a messenger RNA of Paramormyrops kingsleyae, 4172 nucleotides long. It is a transcript of the gene hip1, whose product is annotated as huntingtin interacting protein 1. Gene Ontology annotation, cellular component: cortical actin cytoskeleton; presynapse; clathrin-coated vesicle. Gene Ontology annotation, biological process: clathrin coat assembly; endocytosis; actin filament organization. The record is from RefSeq and is a predicted model, not a curated record. Gene Ontology annotation, molecular function: clathrin-cargo adaptor activity; actin filament binding; clathrin light chain binding. Lineage: Eukaryota; Metazoa; Chordata; Actinopteri; Osteoglossiformes; Mormyridae.
UGCUGUUUGAAUUAAAUUCCUGAUGUGCGCCCCCUGUUUUGCUCUUGUUAUUUAAAUACGCUUCUUCUUUUUAUUGUUCAGCGCUCUUGUAGCUUAAGAUUUCCGGCAGGAGCUCUUCUUUGUGGACAUGCACAUUGCUUUCGCAUGGUUGCUUUGCUCAGUUAAUCAUCAUCAUCAUCAUCAUCAUCAUCAUCAUCAUCACUGUUAUCGACAUCGACAUCAUCAUCUCAAUCAUCAGGAGAGGGGCAGCCGUACAAACCACAGUCAUGGAAUAAAACAUUUUCCUUCCUGCGUGUUUUUUUUUUUAUCUCUGGGGGGAGAAAAAGUCGUGCAAGUGCGCGAAGGUGUCGGAUUGUAUGCCCCGCUGGAUAGCGUAUGUGGGCCGUUUUGCUGCACUUUUUUAGCCGUGGAUGCUGUGAGCGGCUGCCGUUAACGUUAGCUGGGGGCUCCGUAGCGCAUUGCCGGAGGAAGAGGCAGCAGGAGGGGACUGAACUAAAAAGACUUGCCUAUUUGGCAAUUCGGGACACAUGUUGAGCUAACACUGCUCCCGGUACCCCCUACCCCAACCCCCAUCCUCCUUAAAAAUCAGACUUAUUUAAUUUUUAUCGCUCGUUGCUCUUCCAUAACGUUUUUUGGAGUUCACCUUCUACCUAAUAUAUUUUUCGCGAAACUAUGGAUCUUGGAAAAAUGGCCGUGAGCAUCAAUAAGGCCAUCAACACGCAGGAGGUUGCCGUGAAGGAGAAACAUGCCAGGACGUGCAUUCUGGGCACACACCACGAAAAGGGCGCCCACACCUUCUGGGCCGCAGUCAACCGGCUGCCCCUGUCCAGCAAUGCCGUGCUCUGCUGGAAGUUCUGCCACGUCUUCCACAAGCUGCUGCGGGACGGGCAUCCCAACGUAAUAAAGGACUCCAUGAGGAACAAAGCAGACCUGUGCGACAUGAGCAGGAUGUGGGGACACCUGAGCGAAGGUUAUGGCAAGCUAUGCAGCAUCUACCUCAAACUGCUCAUUACUAAAAUGGAGUUUCACGUCAAGAAUCCCCGUUUCCCCGGCAACCUGCAGAUGACAGACAAGCAGCUCGAGGAAGCAGGAGAGAACGAUGUCAACAACUUCUUCCAGAUUACAGUAGAGAUGUUUGACUACCUGGAGUGUGAGCUGACCCUCUUCCUGGGAGUUUUCAGCUCGCUGGACAUGUCGCGCUCCGUAUCGGUGACGGCGGCGGGACAGUGUCGCCUAGCUCCCCUCAUUCAGGUGAUCCUGGAUUGCAGCCACCUGUAUGACUACACCGUCAAGCUGCUCUUCAAGCUGCAUUCCUGCCUUCCAGCAGACACACUCCAGGGCCACCGGGAUCGCUUCCUAGAGCAGUUCAAGAAGCUAAAGAGUCUGUUCUACCGCUCCAGUAACCUGCAGUAUUUCAAGAGGUUGAUUCAGAUUCCGCAGUUGUCAGAGAACCCGCCCAAUUUCCUGCGUGCCUCGGCACUUUCGGAGCACAUCAGCCCGGUGGUGGUGAUUCCGCUGGAGGCCUCGUCACCCGAGAGUGAGCACGUCGUGGAGACAGAGGAGCUGGUCGACACGGACGUCCCGGUCCAGACGCUGUCACUGUCUAAACAGAGCACCGAGAGCAGAUUUGAUGAUGUCUUUGGGACCUCCUCCUCCUCGGACCCAUUCAAUUUCAACAGCCAGAAUGGCAUGUAUAAAGAUGACAGGGACUGCCUGAUUGGGCAGCUCACACGGGAGCUACACGCCCUCAAGGAGGAGCUGGAGUCCUUCAAAAUGGAGAGCUCCCGGCUGUGCCAGUCCCUACGGAGCCGCGUGAGCGAGCUGGAGGCAGAGCUGGCCGAGCAGAGCCACCUAAGGCAGCAGGCGCUGGGGGAGGGCGAGUUCCUGAGGGCCGAGCUGGAGGACCUGCGGCGGGUGAAGGAGGACACGGAGAAGGAGCAGCGCAGCCUGACCGAGAUCGAGAGAAAAGCACAGGCAAAUGAGCAGCGCUACACCAAGCUGAAGGAGAAAUACACGGCCCUGGUGCAGAGUCACGCUGACCUGCUGAGGAAGAAUGCAGAGGUGACCCGGCAGAUGACAGUGGCGAGAGCGGCCCAGGAUGAGGUGGACAGCGUGAGGCGGGAGAUGCAGGAGAAGGUGAAGGCCGCCGAGGAGGACGUCCACCUGCGGGAGAAGGAGCAAGAGGAGCAGCUGGGGACGCUGCAGAAGGAGAUGCAGGCGAGCAGGGCGGAGCUGGAUAGACUGAAGGAGACAGUGACCUCCUCACAGCAGUCGAGCGAGGCACUCAGUUCCCAGGUCUCGGCCCUGGAGGCAGAGAAGUCGGGCUUGGCAGAGACAUUGGUGCGGAAGGAAGCGGAGCUUGCGGGCCUGGGGGAGGAGCUGCAGCGAGUGCAGAGGAGUCUGGCAAGCGAGCGGGAGAGCAGUGUGAAAGUGGCGGAGAAUCUACAGAACCAGCUCAACGAGAAGGAAAGUCGGGAGCAGGCUCUCGAGAGCCAGCUGGUGGCAGCACGCUGGGCCGCUCUGGAGGGGGCGCUGGAGGAGGCCGAGCGCAUUGUGCGGGACUCCCUCGCGCGCCUGGAGGACCCGGCACACAUCAGCUGCACCAGCUCUGCCGAUUACCUCGUGUCCAGGACUGAGGCUGCCCUCCAAUGUGUGGACAGACUCCAGGCAGCCAGAGACGUCUAUGUGUCCAACAGCACAGAUGUGGCUGAGAUGUUGCGGGCAGUGGCCCAGUUCGGCCACCAGCUCAGUGAUACCAUCAUGCAGGGCGGCGCCACAUCGCACAUGUUAGCAGUGGAGCAGGCUGACUCUCUGGCGGAGGAUGUGAAGGCCUGCGGAGCGGAGGCUCUGGAGCUGCUGGGCCGGCUGAAGGAGCAGGGCACCCUGGGCGCUGCUGACGGCACCAUGCUGAGGGCGGUGCUGGGCCGUAUCAAGACCACUGCUGAGGACCUGCGGCCUCGUGGGCUGGAGCUGCAGCAGGGAGAGCUGGGGGACCUGGUGGAGCAGGAGAUGUCGGCCACCUCUGCCGCUGUGGAGUCUGCUGCUGUCAGGAUUGAGGAAAUGCUGAACAAGUCACGAGCUGUCGACACGGGAGUGAAGAUGGAGGUCAACGAAAGGAUCCUGGCAUCCUGUACAGAGCUAAUGCAGGCUAUCAAAGUCCUGGUGCUGGCCUCCAAAGAUCUCCAGAGAGAUAUCGUUGAAAGCGGCAGGGGGGCGGCGUCCAUGAAGGAGUUCUAUGCCAAGAAUUCCCGCUGGACAGAAGGGCUCAUUUCAGCCUCGAAGGCAGUGGGAUGGGGUGCCACAGUGAUGGUGGACGCGGCCGACCUGGUGGUGCAGGGAAAUGGCAAAUUCGAGGAGCUGAUGGUCUGCUCGCACGAGAUCGCAGCCAGCACAGCACAGCUGGUGGCCGCGUCCAAGGUGAAGGCUGACAAGGACAGCGGCAACUUGGCGCGCCUGCAGCAGGCAUCACGCGGGGUCACCCAGGCCACCGCCGGCGUCGUGGCUUCCACCAAGUCUGGCAAAUCGCAGAUCGAGGAGACAGACACGAUGGACUUCUCCAGUAUGACCCUGACUCAGAUCAAGAGGCAGGAGAUGGACUCACAGGUGCGGGUGCUGGAGCUGGAAACGCGGCUCCAGAGGGAGCGGGAGCGUCUGGGAGAGCUGAGGAAGAAGCACUAUGAGCUGGCCGGCGUGGCUGAGGGCUGGGAGGAGGAGCAGAGUACAGGCUGAGAUCUGCCUGCCCUGACGCCCAUCAGCGCCAGCCCUGCUUCUACCAUAUUUUACCCUUUUUACACACAGUCUCUUUCCGUUUUUAUUUUCCACCUUGCUUCAGUUUAUAAGCCAAAUACGAAGGUGCUCUUUUUUCACACCCACUCCCCCCACCAACAACAACACCAACUAUGGCCCAUGGAAGCUUUACAAGACAAGCACAGCUGGUGGGUUUCUGCGUACAGCCCAGGGCUUGCCUCUAGUGCCCUCUGCUGGUCUGCUUGCGGAAUCGCAGGCUUGUUCCUCACCGUCUCCCGCUUAUUUAUUAGCUCUCAUGCUUUUCCUUUAUUAUUGAUUCUGCGGAUGUCAGCGCCAGUCUCGCUCCUGAUGACCCAAGCUGCCAUGGGGCCCGUUUCACUGUGUAUAUCCUGAACCCCCCCCCCCCCCCCCACCCCCCCCCCCCC